This is a messenger RNA of Erythranthe guttata (spotted monkey flower), 1759 nucleotides long. RefSeq names its product fasciclin-like arabinogalactan protein 1. NCBI's taxonomy places the organism in Eukaryota, Viridiplantae, Streptophyta, Magnoliopsida, Lamiales, Phrymaceae. The record is from RefSeq and is a predicted model, not a curated record. Gene Ontology annotation, cellular component: plasma membrane.
CGACUGUGAGUAACAGUUUAUGGAAUAAGUGAUCAAUCAUUUUCCCUAUAUAUGUUCUGUCAAAAUAAAACCUAAUACGCACGAGUACGACAAUGGUAUUACCCCAAUUGCAAUUAAUUAAUCAACCCCAGUACUAAUUACUUCAUUAAACAUACUUAUAUAACCCUAAUCAAUACUCUCUCUCUAUAUAGUGCCUGCCAACUCCCAAUACUAGAAAACCCCUAUAUUUUUUCCUUACCUUUAAGCUACCACUGUACCACAUCCACUUUCCUCCACCACAAUGCAGCUCCGCCAGACAGCCGCCGCCGCAGCUGCGGUGGUCCUGUCUCUUUCCUUUCUCCUCCUCCUCCUCACUUCCACCGCCAAAGCACACAACAUCACCCACAUUCUCGAGAAGAACCCCGAAUUCUCCACCUUCAGCCACUACUUAACUGUGACCCAGCUAGCUCCGGAGAUUAACCGGCGGGAAACAAUCACCGUUUGUGCGGUGGACAACGCCGGAAUGUCGGAUCUACUCGCCAAGCACCUGUCCAUCGGCGGCAUCAGGAACGUGCUCUCCCUCCACGUGCUCCUCGACUACUUCGACGCCAAGAAGCUCCACCAGAUUACCGACGGCACCGCCCUCGCCGCCACCAUGUACCAGGCCACCGGCGAAGCCACCGGAUCCGCCGGCUUCGUUAACAUCACAGAUCUGAAGGGCGGCAAGGUCGGUUUCUCCCCGCAGGACAGCGGCGGCGGCGUUUCGGCCACCUUCGUCAAAACCGUCGAGGCCAUUCCUUACAACAUCUCCGUAAUUCAGAUCUCGUCCAUCCUGCCUUCCCCCGAAGCCGAGGCGCCGGCUCCGGGGCCGAGCCAGACGAACAUCACGGCUCUGAUGUCGGCUCACGGCUGCAAAGUGUUCGCCGAGACGCUCCUGGCUAAUCCGGCCGAGCAGACGUUCGAGACCAACGUGGAGAGCGGGCUGACGAUCUUCUGCCCCGGCGACGACGCUAUGAAGGGGUUUUUGCCCAAAUUCAAAAACCUAACCGCCGACGGCAAACAGUCUCUGCUCGAAUUCCACGGAAUGCCGAUCUACCAGACGUUGCAGGGGUUGAAAUCGAGCAACGGCUUGGCGAACACUUUGGCGACCGACGGCGCCAGGCGGUACGAUUUCACCGUGCAGAACGACGGCACUGAAGUGACGAUUGUGACGGGAGUCGCGACGGCGAAGAUCACCAACACCUUGGUUGAAGAGACGCCGGUGGCUAUUUACCAAGUGAACAAGGUUUUGAUGCCGAAGGAGCUGUUCAAGGCGGCUCUGACUCCAACGCCGGCUCCGGCUCCGGCUCCGGAGGCGGACGCUCCCAAGUCGUCGAAGAAGAAGAAGCAUAAGUCGCCGCCUGCUCCGUCAGAUUCACCGGCUGAUUCUCCAGACGCCGACGCAGAUGUGGCGGACCAAACCGCUAACGGCGCUGUUAGAUUUAACGCCGGAGGAUUUGGUGCUGUAAUUUUGUGUAUGUGGUUUGCGUUUCUGCAACUGUAAGUUGUGCAUUUUUCUUUUUUACCGUCGGUGCUUUAUUUCCUUUUCUGGUUUUUCUUUUUCUUUUUUUUUUUUCCCUUUUCGCCUUUUCUGAAAAAUAAUUGAGGGCUGUAAUGGCUAUUUAAUUUAUUUGUAUAAUAAUUGUAAUAGAUUGGUAGGGCACUUUUCCAUAAUUAGUCAUCUCCAAUUUUUUAUAUGAUGUUUUUUUAUUGCAUCGUUGUUUGCGGGGCGAUUGUUUUU